This is a messenger RNA of Helianthus annuus (common sunflower), 912 nucleotides long. RefSeq lists its product as uncharacterized. The transcript has a single exon. The coding region runs from base 1 to 912 and encodes 303 amino acids. Lineage: Eukaryota; Viridiplantae; Streptophyta; Magnoliopsida; Asterales; Asteraceae. The record is from RefSeq and is a predicted model, not a curated record.
AUGAUAGUUAUUCUAAUUUACGUAGAUGACGUAAUCGUUUCUGGAAACUGUCUCACCAAAAUUCAAGAAACCAAGAAACAACUUGAUAAAGAGUUUAGCAUUAAAGAUCUUGGAUCCUUGAAAUAUUUUCUUGGGAUAGAGGUUGCAAAAACCAAGGAUGGCUUAGUCCUGAGCCAACGAAAAUAUACGUUGGAUAUUUUGGAAGACAGGGGGAAGUUGGGUAGUAAGCCGAGUUCCUUUCCUAUUGAACAAGGCUUAAAGUUGGACAAAGGGGAGAAUGAAGCAUGUGUUGAUGCAAGCCAAUAUCGCAGACUAGCGGGUCGACUUCUUUAUCUACAAGCUACUCGACCGGACAUCACAUAUUCGGUCAAUAUUUUAAGCCAGUUUAUAGCAGAUCCACGAAGUAAUCAUUUGGAGGCUGUAAACUGUGUUCUCGGGUAUCUAAAGGCCACACCAGGCCAAGGCAUUCUGCUAUCACGAGCAGGAGAUCCUGUCUUAACAGCUUAUUGUGACUCUGAUUGGUUAGGGUGUCCUUACACGAGGCGGUCACGCACCGGUUACUUUCUUUUACUAGGUGGCACUCCUAUUUCCUGGAGAACCAAGAAGCAAUCCAUAGUAUCACGCGCUGAAACCGAAUACCGGGCGAUGGCCACCACUUUUAGUGAGAUCAUUUGGGUUCGUUGGUUACUCAAGGAAUUACAAAUCCACAUUUCAUCACCUACACCUUUGUUUUAUGACAACCAAGUAGCACGCCACAUUGCAAACAACCCUGUCUUCCAUGAAAGAACCAAACACGUCGAAAUGGACUGUUAUUUUGUUCGUGAAAGAGUCGAGUCCAAAGAAAUUGUUCCCAUGAACACCAGCAGCAAAAUGCAAGUUGUUGACUUGCUGACAAAAGGCCUUACUGGAUAA